AAUUACUGUUUUGGUUUCAACAUUAACACGUGUUAUUAACAUAAUUUAUCACUUUAAUUUAGUAAUUAAAAUGAAUAAAUCCGAUGAUGAAGAUGAUCAAAAACAAUCUGGACCGGUAGAAAACGCGUGGUCGUUAAAAAUACCACCAUUCAAAGCUGAAGAUAACCCUCAUGGAUUACUCGAAGAGAGUUCGUUUGCGACGGUUUUUCCCCAAUAUCGAGAGCAAUACUUAAAAGAGGUUUGGCCUUUAGUUCAAAAAACGCUAAAUGAACAUAAUAUUAAAGCUGAAUUAGAUUUAAUAGAAGGUAGCAUGACUGUUAAGACAACUAGAAAAACAUGGGAUCCUUAUAUGAUCAUAAAAGCUAGAGAUAUGAUUAAGUUGUUANCAAUAAUGUUCCAUAAUAGUAGACAUGGUUUCCAUUUUUGAAAUGUCUCCAAUUAACAAAUUUAGCGUAUGAGCAUUGCAUCCAUUAACAGAAAUAUGUUUGUACCUUUCAUGAAGUAUAUUUCUUGCUUUAACCAUUGCACUGGCAUUGUUGGUUACUAUAGCAAAGAAUUUUUCAGGACCAACAUCUCGCAAAAUUUCAUCGAUUUUUUCAGCAAUUACGCCUACUCCGCAUUUUUAACAUCUUAAUACAUGUUUCGUCAUUCUUGUGGCAUUUUUUAUAUAUUCAGCAGGC
Messenger RNA from Onthophagus taurus, 680 nucleotides. The record is from RefSeq and is a predicted model, not a curated record. NCBI's taxonomy places the organism in Eukaryota, Metazoa, Arthropoda, Insecta, Coleoptera, Scarabaeidae.